AUGGAGAUGGAGACUGAAACGUCGUCGUCUCCGGCAGCAGACUUAAUCACAGCUCUAGAGCAAGCAACCCUAAUGGCCAAGCAGCUCCCAAUAGCCGCCGAUCCUUCUCACAUCCACCAAAUCAAGGCCGCCCUCAACUCCGUCCACCGCCGCCUAUUACCCUUCCUCUACCCCCCGCCGCAACCUUCCGCUCCGCCGAGAUCUCAGCCGGAAAAUUCCGUCUCCUCCGCCGUCGGCGGAGGCGGAGGUGACGAGCCCAUGGAGGCGGCGGACGAUGACGGGGAGGACGAGCAGGACUCGAGGUACGUCGAGACGGUGGAGGGGAGGCUGAGGGCGUGCUCGAUACAGAACAAGAGGCUCAAGAGGCAGCUCUCGCCGUCGGCGGCGGCUGAUUGGCGGAGGAAAGGCGGGGACGUGGCCGUGUUGGGCGGCGCUCCGGCGGCGGGGUUCGAUCCUGUUGGGACUAAGCUGAGCUCUCUCGAUCUUAUCUAUCAGUUCCAUGCUUGA
Molecule: messenger RNA, 507 nt
Organism: Striga hermonthica
Lineage: Eukaryota; Viridiplantae; Streptophyta; Magnoliopsida; Lamiales; Orobanchaceae
Source: the annotation of a GenBank genome assembly